AUCAGAAAAAGGUGGGAAGGAAGUAGCAUAAUAGAAGGUUCGGGUUAGGGCUUAAGAGUGUUUUUGCUCUUUCUUCCUCUUCAUCUUUGCGAUUGUUGUUCUGUGCAAGAGAGAAGAAGAGAUCGAUCGAUCGAAAUGGCGUUGGCUUUCGACGAGUUCGGAAGGCCGUUCAUAAUACUGAAGGAACAGGAGCAGAAGAGCAGACUCCGAGGUUUGGAUGCUCAAAAAUCGAACAUUUCCGCCGGCAAAGCCGUCGCGCGGAUCCUCCGCACCUCCCUUGGUCCUAAAGGCAUGGACAAGAUGCUCCAGAGCCCCGACGGAGACGUCACCAUCACCAACGACGGCGCCACCAUCCUCGAGCAGAUGGACGUGGACAACCAAAUCGCGAAGCUCAUGGUGGAGCUUUCGAGGAGCCAGGACUACGAAAUUGGCGAUGGCACCACCGGCGUCGUCGUCAUGGCCGGCGCGCUUCUCGAGAAGGCUGAGCGCCUCCUGGAGCGGGGAAUUCACCCCAUCAGGAUCGCCGAGGGUUACGAAACGGCGUCUAGAAUCGCGGUUGAGCAUCUUGAGCGCGUGGCCAACAAGUUCGAGUUCGGGGAGUCCAAUUUGGAGCCUCUCAUUCAAACCUGCAUGACCACACUCUCCUCUAAGAUUGUUAAUCGGUGCAAGCGCAGCUUGGCUGAGAUCGCUGUUAAGGCUGUUCUUGCUGUUGCUGAUCUGGAGAGGAAGGAUGUUAAUCUGGAUCUGAUUAAGGUGGAAGGGAAAGUUGGGGGUAAAUUGGAGGACACUGAGUUGAUCUAUGGCAUAGUUGUUGAUAAGGAUAUGAGCCAUCCUCAAAUGCCUAAGCAAAUCGAGGAUGCUAAAAUUGCUAUCCUGACCUGCCCCUUCGAGCCUCCCAAGCCAAAGACUAAGCAUAAGGUUGAUAUUGAUACAGUGGAGAAGUUCCAGACGUUGAGGUUGCAGGAACAGAAGUAUUUUGAUGACAUGGUUCAAAAAUGCAAGGAUGUGGGUGCAACCCUUGUAAUUUGCCAAUGGGGUUUUGAUGAUGAAGCAAAUCAUCUCUUAAUGCACAGGAACUUGCCAGCUGUCAGAUGGGUUGGUGGUGUAGAGUUGGAAUUGAUAGCUAUAGCAACUGGUGGAAGAAUUGUUCCUAGGUUCCAGGAGUUAUCAACAGAAAAGUUGGGAAAGGCCGGCAUGGUUCGUGAAAAGUCUUUUGGUACGACAAAAGACCGAAUGCUGUACAUUGAACACUGUGCAAACUCAAGGGCUGUAACAAUAUUUAUCCGUGGAGGUAACAAAAUGAUCAUAGAGGAGACAAAGCGCAGUCUUCAUGAUGCCUUGUGCGUGGCUAGGAAUCUUAUCCGUAACAAUUCUAUUGUAUAUGGUGGUGGUUCUGCUGAGAUUUCGUGCUCUAUAGCUGUCGAGGCUGCUGCUGAUAGAUACCCUGGAGUUGAACAGUAUGCUAUUAGAGCAUUUGGGGAUGCCUUGGAAGCCAUCCCAAUGGCCCUCGCUGAAAAUAGUGGCCUUCAACCAAUUGAAACAUUAUCUGCUGUUAAGUCUCAGCAAAUAAAGGAUAAUAAUCCUCACUUUGGCAUUGAUUGUAAUGAUGUUGGCACUAAUGACAUGCGUGAGCAAGAUGUCUUCGAAACUUUGAUCGGAAAGCAGCAACAGAUCUUACUCGCUACUCAAGUUGUCAAGAUGAUAUUGAAAAUUGAUGAUGUCAUUUCCCCAUCUGAGUACUGAUAUUUUUAAAGUCAGUCACGUUCUACAUCAAGAUUCUGAAUCUUGCUUAUAGUAUUUUGUUUGAUCGGUCUGAUUGUAGUCACAGUCCGUAUGUUUACUUGAAAUGUAAGAUUUUGGCCCGGUUUGUAUCGGACUUGGGCGGCUAUUUUUGUUUUUGUUUUUUUUUUUAAUGCAAUUGUUAUCUUUUGAUUUUUAAAACAUUAUGGAUUAGUUGUUUUUGUUUAGACAUUUUAACCUUUGUUUGUAGGCCGAGUAAAAUUUUGUUAUCUAAGUCUUA
Vigna radiata var. radiata (mung bean) is the source of this 2020-nucleotide messenger RNA. Its product is annotated as T-complex protein 1 subunit epsilon. Gene Ontology annotation, cellular component: chaperonin-containing T-complex. The transcript is spliced from 9 exons. NCBI's taxonomy places the organism in Eukaryota, Viridiplantae, Streptophyta, Magnoliopsida, Fabales, Fabaceae. Gene Ontology annotation, molecular function: ATP hydrolysis activity; ATP binding; ATP-dependent protein folding chaperone. Bases 136 to 1743 code for a protein of 535 amino acids. The record is from RefSeq and is a predicted model, not a curated record. Gene Ontology annotation, biological process: protein folding.